Molecule: messenger RNA, 1004 nt
Organism: Brassica napus (rape)
Lineage: Eukaryota; Viridiplantae; Streptophyta; Magnoliopsida; Brassicales; Brassicaceae
Product: PRA1 family protein B5-like
Exons: 1
Coding region: 262-882 (206 amino acids)
Biological process (GO): vesicle-mediated transport
Cellular component (GO): endoplasmic reticulum; Golgi apparatus
Source: RefSeq, a predicted model, not a curated record
UGGUGAAAAUGCGCUAAGUAAUGAAGAUGCAUGAUACAUAACUAAAAAAAUAUGGAUUAUCUGUGAGAUGAAGCAACAGAAAUGAAAGUUGAAAAACGCGUAAGGAACUGUCUAUAAAUAAAUGCGUAACACAACAACGCGUGUAGGUAAAAAAUAGUCUGGAUGAUCUGUAACUUCUUCUUCUUCAUCCUACCUUCAGAUCAACUCCUUUACAUACCCGAUAUCCGAUCAUAAUCCCUGAAGAAGAAGAAGAAAUCUGGAAUGGUGUCGUCAGAUUCUCAUGUGCUUCCGGUUUCCACCACCACCAGUCAGCCCCCAACCUUAACCGAAUCGCAACCUCCAGCCGUCCGUGCAUUUAUGAACCGCUUCACCGAAACGGUCCGUGAUGGUCUGUCACGUAGCCGUCCAUGGUCCGAGCUCCUCGAUCGAUCCGCCUUCGCCAAGCCGGACUCUCUUUCCGAGGCAGCCUCGCGACUCCGGAAGAAUUCCUCUUAUUUCAGGGCGAAUUACGUCUGCAUCGUAUCUCUGAUCCUCGCUUUCUCUCUUGUCGCCCAUCCAUUCUCUCUCGUCCUCCUCGUCUGCCUCGCCGCUUCUUGGCUCUUCCUCUACCUCUUCCGUCCAGUCGAUCGACCUCUCAUCCUCUUCGGCCGAUCUUUCUCUGACCUCGAAACUCUCGGGGCCCUUAUCCUCUCCACAAUCGCAGUCAUCUUCUUCACCAGCGUUGGAUCUGUACUCAUAUCUGCCCUCUUGGUCGGAAUAGCGACGGUCUGCGUUCAUGGUGCCUUCAGAUCUCCUAAUGAUCUCUUCCUUGACGAGCAAGAUCCUGCCGCCGCCGGUUUCCUCUCUUUCAUCGGUGUCCCUACUACGUCUUCCGCCGUAUAGUGUGACCAGAAUCUAAUAGUUUUUUUUUGUGUGUGUAUCGAAUUCGACUGUGAAGAAUGAAGAUUGUUGUUAAUAUGAUUUCUUUGUGAACCCUUCGCCAUUGUUACACUGUAAUUUCUUCA